This is a messenger RNA of Capsaspora owczarzaki ATCC 30864, 718 nucleotides long. RefSeq lists its product as hypothetical. NCBI's taxonomy places the organism in Eukaryota, Filasterea, Ministeriida, Capsasporidae. The transcript is spliced from 3 exons. Bases 10 to 675 code for a protein of 221 amino acids. The record is from RefSeq and is a predicted model, not a curated record.
UCAACAUUCAUGUCAAAGCCAAUCUUACAAUUUGUCAAUGACGACGACCGCGCUGACGAUGACGAUGAUGCCGGGUUUGGCGCCUUUGCUUCAGCUUCGUCUGGCGCGCGAAGACCGGUCGCGUCGACGGCAAUGAGCAGCGCAACGAGCUCACAGAGCACUGGUCUAUGGCCGAGUCAACGGUCGGCAAUGCCAAAUGCAUUCGAACUGCUGUCGGCAAACUCGGCGAGCAGUCCAAGCGGCACCCAGCUCACUCUUGCAGCAAGUGCAACUGAGAAUAGCGAGGACAGACCUACAAAGUUGAAAAAGAAGCUGAAAAAGCAAAUCAAGAAGAGCAUCAAGGCGUACCGAGGGAUGAACAAGCCGAAAAUGUUCUUGGCGAACGAACGGACGUACCUGAGGUGGAUUGGCCAGACCCUGGCUCUAGGAAGCAUGGGCACCACCGUGGUCGUGUUUAUGAAUGACGAGAUGCGCGUUCCAGGCUACCUCAUGUGGGCAGCGGCGCUCGGAUUCCUCGUGUACGCAACCAUCAAGUUCCGCCGACGAGCGCACGCACUUGCUCAGCAGCGGCCGUCGCCCGACUACGACGCACCCAUCGGGCCUGUUGCCUUCAUGGGCUGCGUCAUGGUGGCUGUUCUAGCGUACAUCAUUGCAUUGAUUGUCCAUCGGUCGUAAUUAACGCCGAUUCCUGUUUGUGAAUAGCAUUGAUUCAACCGCA